CGCCGGGACCGGCGGGUCCGGCCCCCGCUGCCACCGGAAGGGCCCGGACCGGUCGCCACCGCCAGCAUGAGCGAGCGGGUGCUGUGCUCCGCCCGGGCCUCGGUGCUGCUCUACGACGACGCCCAAAAACAGUGGGUGCCGGCGGGGGGACCCCCCCAGAGCCCCAGCUGUGUCCAGCUGUUCCAUCACCCUGGCACCCUCGGCUUCCGGCUGGUGGGGCGGCGGCUGCACCCCGAGGGGCAGGUGGUGCUGAACUGUCCCCUGGCGCGGGGGCUGCGCUACAGCCAGGCCACCUCCCAGUUCCACCAGUGGCGCGAGGGCCGGCGGGUCUGGGGGCUCAGCUUCGCGGCCCCCCCCGAGGCUGCCCAGUUCGCCUCGGCCGUGCUGGGAGCGCUGCAGGCACUGGAGCAGGGUGGUCCCCCCGCCCCCCCAGGCACCCCCCUGUCCUGGCCCGACCCCGAUGGUUCCACCCCGGUCCAGCCGGAGCAGCAGGACAGGCCAGUAAUGGAUGAGUCCGAGCGCCGUGGGACGGCUGCAGUGGCGCCCCCAGGAGCCUCUCCCCCCCCUCCCCUCGGCCCUCCCCCACCUCCGGGCCCCCCCCCGCCCCCGGGGCCCCCUCCCCCCCAAGCCCCGGGGGUGCCCCCGGCCCCACCAUUGCCGGAGGGGGGGGGACCCGGGGGCGUUCCCGGGGGGGUCUCCGGCUUUGCCGCUGCCAUCGCGGGGGCCAAACUCAGGAAAGUCGGGAAGGAUGAGACCCCGAGUGGGGGUCCCACCCCUAUUCCCCCCCCCAAAACCGAUGGGGCCCCCCCACCCCGGGCCGGCGGUGGGGGGCUGAUGGAGGAGAUGAGCGCCAUGCUGGCCCGCAGGAGAAAAGCCACGGAGGCGCCAAAGAAGGACGAUGAUGUCACCAACGAGGAGGCGGAGCCGGGCGCGAGGACGGCGGGGCCGGCACCGGAGCCCGUACGGAGGCCCUGGGAAAAAUCCAGCUCCACCUUGCCCAGGAUGAAAUCAGCCGUUCCAGCUGCCCCCACCGAGUCCCACAGUGAGCUGGACCUGGAGCGAUUCAAACUGGAGCUGCUGGAGGAGGUGCGGAGGGAGCUGCAGAAGAUGAAGGAGGAGAUCAUCGAAGCGUUUGUGAUGGAGCUGCGGAAGCGGAACGGGCCCUGACCCCCCCCCCCCCCCCAUGCCCUUCAUGCCACGAGCCCGGAUUUUUGGGGGGAGGGGGGGUGGAAGGGUGUGUCCCCCCCCUUUCCCCUCAACACCCCCCUCACCAUUUCACCCCCUCACCACCCUGGGGGCUCCGGGCUGCAUCCCCCAGGCUGUGCCUUACCAGCGGGGGGGGCCCCGAGCCCCCCUACCCACACUGUGCUCCCCCACCGCCAAUCGGGGACCCCGAUUUUACACUUGGGGGGGAUGGGAAAAAGGGGAAACUCCCCUCUCCUGAUUUCCCACGCCCCCUUCCCCCUCCCGGGGACUUUUUAAAGCCACUUUUGGGUUUUUCACUUUUUUUUU
Cinclus cinclus is the source of this 1512-nucleotide messenger RNA. RefSeq names its product vasodilator stimulated phosphoprotein (gene VASP). Lineage: Eukaryota; Metazoa; Chordata; Aves; Passeriformes; Cinclidae. The transcript is spliced from 13 exons. Bases 67 to 1167 code for a protein of 366 amino acids. Gene Ontology annotation, biological process: actin cytoskeleton organization; axon guidance; neural tube closure. Gene Ontology annotation, molecular function: SH3 domain binding; profilin binding. The record is from RefSeq and is a predicted model, not a curated record.